UUACGCCCAUUUGUUUUGACCGGUAAUAUAAGCCUUUGAGUGUUGUUUUACUUAUUAUAGCAAACAAUAAGUCAAACAAUUUAUUAUUGAUUUCAUUACCGAUAAUAAUAUUAAUAAACAAAUACACGUUUUGUGUGACCACUGACUGACCCGAAACUAUUAGGUCCACAAUAUUUUUUAUCAAUUGAUUUGAUAAUAACCAUUGAUGGCUAAGAGCAAGAAGAGACAAUCAUCGAGUCGGACGAAGUCACCGAAAAAGGUGAAGACAGCCGACGAUAGCGAAUCUGUUGGCGAAGAGGAGGUGAAUGAGGACGAGAGCGGAGGCGAUGACGGCGGAGAUGGACAGUAUGUGGUCGAGAAAGUGGUGGAUAAGAGACGCCGAAACAACAAAGUUGAAUAYAUGAUUAAAUGGCAGGGAUAUGAUGACAAUGACAACACGUGGGAACCUCUUCUAAAUCUGGACUGUCAGGAAUUGAUUGAUGAAUACGAAGCCACAGUUAAGUCAUUACAGACGUUGCCGUCGACAUCAAAGUCGUCAUCAAAGAAGUCAUCGACGGCCGCAUCGGCUUCGACUCGUGAGUCGCGCACCACUCGUGACUCAAUUGGCUUUUCCAGGGGUUAUGAGGCGGAGAAAAUCAUUGGCAUUACAGAACUAAACGGUGAGCUCCUGUAUCUGGUUCAAUGGCAGGGAGGUAUCGAUGCCGACUUAGUGCCGGCUAGUAUUGCAAACCACAAAUGCCCGCAAAUUGUUAUACAAUUUUAUCAGGAGAGGAUCCGAUUCAAAAACAAUAAACGCUAUUAAUUAUAACAUUCAUAAUCUUGACAUUUCAUAACA
Molecule: messenger RNA, 835 nt
Organism: Oppia nitens
Lineage: Eukaryota; Metazoa; Arthropoda; Arachnida; Sarcoptiformes; Oppiidae
Product: chromobox protein homolog 3-like
Exons: 4
Coding region: 206-802 (198 amino acids)
Biological process (GO): negative regulation of transcription by RNA polymerase II; chromatin organization
Cellular component (GO): pericentric heterochromatin; nucleus
Molecular function (GO): chromatin binding
Source: RefSeq, a predicted model, not a curated record